GUCCCCCCUUGCCCGCUCGUUGCUUGGCUGCUGCUUCCUGGCCCACACAGUGCUGCGUUCAACGUUUGCUGAAUAAAAGAAACGAUGGUGCUGAUUCACGAGUUCCGCGUUCCGCUGCACAUGAGUGUGGAGGAAUUCCAAGUGGCGCAGCUAUACAUGGUGGUGAACGCCAGCGAACAGCUUACGGGCGAUGGAGAGGGCGUGGAGAUCUUGGUUAAUGAGCCAUACGACAACACGGAUGGCCACAUGGGCGUGUCGAGCAUCUCGGGCUGGACCGUCCCGCGCAACAAGGGCCAGUACACACGCAAGCACUACUACUGCAAGUCCAAGAUCCCCGGCUUCGUAUCUGCCUUCUGCCCGGAGGACAGCAUGGUGCUGAUCGAGGAGGCGUGGAAUUCGUACCCACACUGCGUGACCGUCAUCGUCAACGGCUACCUGGCCAAGCACAAGUUUUACAUCUCGAUCGAAUCGGUGCACAAGACGGAUCGCGGAGACUCGGAAAACGCGGUUGGGAUGAGCAGCAGCGAACUCAAACAGCGCAAGGUCGAAGUUUUGGAUAUUGCCGAGAAGAUGGCCAAGCAAGAGCUUAAGGAAGACCGCGACCCAUCCACGUACAAGUCCGUAAAAACUUCUCGUGGACCGCUGACUCGUGGCUGGAUGAAGACUGUUGAUCCCAUUAUGACUUGCUACAAGGUUGUACGCAUCAACUUCGACUACUGGGGCGUACAGGGCAAGGCUGAGAAGAUCAUUCGUGACCAACAGCGGCAGCUGUUCCACAAUACUCUUCGGCAGGCGCAAUGCCAGACGGAUGAGUGGUACGGUCUUUCAAUGGAGGACAUUCGGCGUCUAGAGGCUGAGGUGGUGGCAAAGCUUGAGGCCAAGCGUCUGACUAACUCGGCCAAGUAA
Molecule: messenger RNA, 906 nt
Organism: Phytophthora infestans T30-4
Lineage: Eukaryota; Oomycota; Peronosporomycetes; Peronosporales; Peronosporaceae
Product: phosphatidylinositol transfer protein beta isoform
Exons: 6
Coding region: 85-906 (273 amino acids)
Biological process (GO): phospholipid transport
Source: RefSeq, a predicted model, not a curated record